CAAAGAUGGCGGACGUUGCAGAUCCGAAGGAGCAAAGAGUUUUGCGGGUUAACCAGGUACGUUUAUUAGUCAUUUAUUUUUAUCUAUAGUCUUUCAGCCACUCAUUGUUAUAUGAGAGAGUAAUUGAGUAAACUGAACGCUAUUUGUAGUUGGAUGCAGCUCAACUAGAUGAAGAAAUUAUCCACCUUUUGCGGACUCAACUGAACAGAGCAUUCCAAUAUUUUGAGGUAUUGUUUUUUUAAGGACAGUAUACAAUUUACUAUCAUUUAACGUAAUUCUUAAGUGGGGUUUUGACAUUUUUCCGAAAAUUUUCCGUCAAAUUCCCUGCGCGCGGGCAAAUCAUUCCAGUCAGAUGCACAGAAAUUUUCAUACCCCGGGCUGCACAUGGUUGCCUUUGAGUUAAGUUUUACCUGUUCUGGUUUCUAGUAAAAACAAUAACUGACAUCUUCUAUUGAAGUUUAACAACUGUAUCAAAAUACUUUAGUCCUGCACAGCAUUGUAAAACAUUUCCAAACUUAAGUAUUAACCUUAUACUGAGUUCAAUCUAAAUUAUAGAAUAUCCACUAAUGGCCCUGUGCCAUUGUCAAUUAGUACACGUCUGGGGAAGAAAGAGUCAAAUAUCCCCUCCCCUGGGAAAAAGUCCCAACCCAGGGCCAACAUUGACAAUGAAAUCCUCACCCUAGCCCUGCCUCCCCCCUUUUUGGUCUGUGAUAGGUCAGGAUUUGGAGAACCUGAGAGCACACCCCCACCAGGAAAGCCCCCCUUCCCCCCAGGUCAUCACCCUGUAGAUUAGCUUCCUCUUGCACUCUGUAUGUUAGCGCUCUGCAAUCUAUAAUUAUUUGUUUAUUUCUAUAAUUAUUUCUUUAUUAACCACUGCUUUUGUAAGAGGGUGUAAGUUAUUCUGCAAUGGAGUGUAAUGCACAAUGCAGCAAUGCAGCAUGGUGGCUGGAUUGUCAAUUUUGGUGGUAAAAAAAAUGAGAAUAAGAGAAUGCCUUUUUGCACUAGGCUGGCGUGUUAACGAAAUAUGAAGCUGAACUGAAUGCUGUUCUACGAUUUCUUGUGUGGAGGGUGAGUAUACUGAACCCUUUACCUGCCAAGAUCUGAUAAGAGAUUCUCCUUUUUGGCUGGUAUAGAUUUUAUUGUGCAUUAGCUUAGAGAAUUUGGGUUUAAAUCAAAGCACAUCCUCUGGCUGCUACAUUUGCUUUUUUCUUAUCACCUUCCUGCCAUAGAAUGUCUUGGAUACAUGUAUUAUACUGGAGAAAUUAGAUGGCAAUCAAUCUGGAGGUUAAAGGUCUUAGCUCAAAAACUACAUACAUACAUGUAGAUGUUCAGGUCCAAGUUUUGGUUUGAAUUUGUUUCUGUUGCUUCAAAGUUAUUAUCAUUAUAUUGUCUUAUGUCAAAACAAAAGAAAUAAAUAGACGAGCCACAAUUAAAAUUUAGUCACAUCAUAGAUUUUAUGACUCUGUAGUAUGCUUGAAUAACCUCUCGGAUCAGAUGUGGUUGUAUGCAAGUUGAUAAAAAAACCAUGGUUAUUGAAGCAGAAAGCUUAGGUCUGAUAGCUGAUCAUCCUAAUAAGUUGCAUGGACUAAGAGUGCAAGGCAUCAGUUUGCCAUGAUAUCUCCUUAGUUGCCAGCCAUUUUUGUCCUUGUCAAUGUCAGGACUGUGCUCUAGCAGAGCCAGGAGAUUGCUUACUGUUUGUCUUGGGUGAAUAGAAAAUCUCAGUGUUUUGCAUAGAAAUGGGCACCCUUUAUUUCAUAGGUUCUGAGUAUUUCUAGGGCUCCCCACAGGUUUUCUUAGAACACAGCCCUGAAGAUGCUUUCUGCCUGCCUUUGCUAGAAACUUAUGCCCCCUCAUGUUCCUUGCAUUCUGCGACAUCCCCAAAUCCUUCACUUCCACCUAUGGGGUCCGAGCUUAUCAUUUGCUGCCCCCAAACUUUGUAACAACCUGCCAGUAAAUAUUUAGAACAACGAGUUCCUUAGAUUCUUUUAAAAGGAAGCUUAAGACCCAUCCCUUUCAGGAUGCAUUCUUAUAGCAUUUCUUAGAAUUUUUAUGGCAGUUUUAGCAUUGUAGAUUUCCAAUUUUUUAAUAUGUCAAUUGAUUGUAAUUGAAGGCCAUGAUAGAUUUUUAUUUCUGUAAACACAUUGAGGCAAUGCAUAAUGCAUUCCAAAAACUGUAAUGAUAAUAUUAUUUAUUUUUGUUAUUAUUAUUAAAAGGAGGUUUUCUAUCCUGCAAUGAUGUUGCCAAGGGUCUAGGGUCUACUAAAAGCUGAUGCUAAAAAGCAACAAACAAUAAUCUCUUUUUACAUUCAUCAGUUUUCAAGGUUGGGUGAGUGUGUACCUAGCUGUGGUCUAAAAAAAACCCUUUGAUUCAGUUUUCAGUUUACAACUGUGAAGCCACUGUCGGCCAGAUAAUGCUUAAUAUGAAGUAUAGCUCAACAGGUAAGAGAUAAGAAUUGUUACAUUUAUGAAACUCAAGAUAGAAUGUUGGAACCUUUAUUUAAGUGUCAAAGUAUUUAUAUAAAUUAUUGGGGACUUUAAGAAAGCUAUACUAUUAAAAUGCUUUUAAAAACAAAGUGAAUAUUUACAAAGGUAGAAUACUUAGUUUGAUUUUACUUAACCCUUGAAUAAGGUAGCAGACUACUACGCAGUUGUUAUGCACUAAUUCCAUUGUCUAUCACUCAUUUUUGUUUACUUGUAGCAAUUUGGCAUUGGUUGUUAGUAUCUGUUUCAUUGGUUAAGGAAAAUCACUCUAAGAAAACCUACACUACUUGUUAAGCUUCAAAAGUGAAUAUUUACAAUACUAAGAUUUUUAAUAAAAAUGUCUUUAAAUGAAGAAUGAUUGUUGCAGUUGUGAAUGCAAUUGCGUAAGAAGCCUGAAGAAAAUUCAGGACUUCAAUGGGAUUUGAACCCAUGACCUCAUGAUACAAUAUUGUGAUGCUCAUUCUUCAUUUGAUUUAAUUUGCGCAGUUCUUAUAUAUAACUUAUUUCAUAUACAUUUGUCAGAAAUAUGUCUUUGUUAGCUGUGUCUCUAGAGGGCACAGCUUUUGCUUUUAAGAGGCACGAACAUGAACUCUAUUAAAUGCUCAGCAAAAGAAGAAAAUGGGAGAAGAAAAGUGAAAGGAGUGAAGUGGGAGAAUGCAAGGGGAAAAGAGUGCUCCCUGCACUUAGAAAGCAGACAAUAAAAAACAAAAGCCAUCAUAGAUCUCAACUUGUAUAUUAGGUUUUGGGUAGUUUUGCUUCUCUCUGGCAAGAUAGUGGACAGAAAAUAGGGUGUUUUGGCAAAAUCUCUUUUAUCUAUAGUAGCAGAUGAGUUCAGGCAUACAAAUGGCAUUGUGAAAAGUACUUAUGGGUUUGGUGCCUGAAUAUUUUUCAAUGUCUUUAACCUGUUGCAUUAAUUUUAUUUACUUCAUUUGGUGAUUACACCUUCUACAAUCCUUAGAAGCUAAGGUUAUGUGAGUAAUGUUAGGUCAUUGUCAUAAGUCCCGAUUGUACUUAACCAAAGAAAUUAACCUUCUAUCCACAGGACGCAGUUUAUCUUUGUUACAGAAACUGUUCGUUGGUUUCUGUGUUGUGGGAGUACCUUACAUCAGAGAGAGGAGUACUGAGAUCAGAAGAAUCACUGACAAAGUAUCUGACUUCAAUUUUGUGAGUGAAUAACGUCAUAAAUAGUUGACAUAGUUGAGAUAACUAUGUAGCUUUGAAAGUCUAGGAAAGUCAAAUGGGGAGCUACAUUAAACCUAUUUGAAAUUUCCCUGUGCAAAAUCUUUAGACUUCAUUUACUUAUUAAAGCCCAAAAAAGGGACCAAUUUAAUUCAUAGAGAUGCUUGAAACUUUCUGCUUUUUUCCUAUUCAAUUUGGCAGUUGUGCGACAAAGAAACACUUGUGCACGCAAUGAAAAUGCUUGCAUAAUCUUCAUCUCUUUUAUGAAAAUAUGAAUGUGACCAGUUGAAAACCCAGUGAGAUUGGCAAGUCAUAAGAGCAUGAAGGAAUUUGACAAACAGUAAUUGCUUUUUAUUGAAAACUAUUAGAAGUUGUUAGAAGAGCAUAAUCUCUUUGGCUAUAAUUGUAAAAUGUGGUUGAUUGAACAAUUGUUUGCUUAUAGUAUAAAUUAUUGUCAAAAAGACAACUGCAAGGACUGAUCAAACAACGUGAAUAGACUGUAGUUACGAUAUUUCGAGUGGCCAAUACCAAUCUUCAUCAGGUUUAUUGGGAAGAUCACGAAAUUACAGAAAUAUUUUUGCAGUGCUACAAUGGGCGGAAGUGACGUAGUUGUUUUUCUACUUGAAAAAUAUAAGAUAACAGAGAAAGAGAAACAAAUUAAGAUAUGUUAUAUACUAAAUAUAGAGGCGAAUUAUAAAUCAUCAUUAUUAAUUUAGACUGAUCGUGUUCUGUGAGCAAGAUUGAUCGUACACGGUUUUUUGCAGUGGCUUUGUACCUUUAAUUUUCAUUCUAGUCUAUCUAUAGUUCACAAAACCUAAUUUUGGUUACCAUGAAUCCCCUAUUUAGCCCCCGUCGGGGGGCUUGUUUAUUUUAAACACAUUUGGCUUAAUAGAGACGGGGGGCUUAUUUAAGAGGGGGGUGGGAGCGGGUAUUUAAUUUAGACGAUGGUAUUAGUUCUCCGUAGAAAUCCAAAAUGCAAGUUGGAAGAGCUCAAGUACAGGAUCAGUCCACACGAAGUUUUACAGUCAAGAUUGAUUAAUACAGUCUUUUAUAAGAAGGGGGGAGGGGGGCUUAAAAGAAAGGGGGGGCUUAUCAACUUUCUUCCCUUGAAAUAGGAUGGGUGGGGGGGGCUUAUUAGAGAGAGGAGGCUUAUUUGAGGGGGGCGGGGGGGUUAAUAGAGGAUUUACAGUAUGUUUGUUGUUCGUUCUUGCCCUUGCUUAUUCCAGGCACUCUCCGCAAAAUACAGCGUCUUAGUUUUUUAAUUCAAUUUCAAAUUUGAAAAGAUUAGAUAAAAAAAAAACUAUUUUAUGUUUUCCUAAAUCGUUGUUAUGGGGUUCCAAGGUAUACUCUAAUUGAUAUAUUGAUAUUAAAAGCUAUUUCCUUUUGACAUUAUACUAUUUAACUUACUGUAGUUCUACGUGCUUUAACUGUGGUUGUAAUAUACAGUCAUGAUUAUCUUUCUGCUCUUUACUUUUGUUAUAGAUCUGGACAUGCAUUUAUGCUGGAGAAAAGCUGCUUCAUGUUUUGUCUGUCCUAAACUUUCUUGUAUUUCUUCAAAGGGGAAAGUAUCCUUUUCCUGAUUAUUUUAAUUACACAAUUGCCUUUAGUUUUUCAUUUACUUUUAGUGAGAAGAUUUGCUCAGUAGCUCUCAAUUCUCACCUCAGGAUUUCAUAAACAGACUGAGAGGUUAGAUUCACCUCAUAUGGCAUAAUUAUUGGGAAUUGGUUCGUGUUUAGCGUUCAUAUAUCGAGUUUUGGAUUCACGAGGGAAACGGAUUGGAGAGCACGAAAGAAGCGAAACAGUUCCCGGCUAUGCCUCGAGCAAUUCUUAUUAGGGAACUUAAGCAACUACGACGGCAAGCCGAGGGCAGCGAAAGCGUCACUUAGAACUAGAAUUCGCGCUGUUUCAAACUUCAUCGCUACAGUUCUACUUCGUUCAAGUUGUUAAAUAUGGGCGAAUUUUUCCGAAGUUAAUCCUAAAUGACUUUAUCCAAGGUCAGAAACAGGAAAAAGGAAAUCGUUGUCUUGUGUUCACGUCCACCAUAACACGUGAAUUUAAGAAGUUUCAAGUCGUAGUCGUGCGAGGAGGGCAAAGAAAUGUACAAAAAAGCGUGAUGCACGUGCAAAGUUGUUUUUUUGCUUGAAUCUUAACCUACUGCUUUUUUGCCGUUCUCGUUGCCGUCGCCGUCGCUGUCGUGGUUACUUAAAGCUCCCCAUUGACCCAGUAAGACGGUCUCAAUUGAAAGUAAAGCCCCCCCCCCGGAUAUUUUUUUAAACGGAGAUUUUUUUUCUCCGUUCUAGCCUUCCGUUCUCGCGUAAACGGUGUUUUGGAGCACCUAAAACGCAUUAAAAAUGGUCCCCAGAGUGGAGAUUUUUAAAAAUGCCUGUUUCUCAUUUAUACGUGUGGACGGACGAUAACGGAGAACAGCAUGAUGUCAUACAUCAUAUACCACUAGCAUUACGCAUGCUCUGUAAGGGAUGCUAUCGUAUUUCCAUCGUUUUAGCGUUCUUACGCGAACGGGCGAAAACGAUUCAAAUACGCUACGUGUGGACGCCCCCUUUUUUUGAACGAAGAAAAAAAUCGCCGUUUUCAAAAAUAUCCGGAUACGUGUUCACGGGGCCUAACUCUUCAAUAACUUUCGGUAUUGUCGUGUACGCUUUUACGCCGUUAUACAAUGAACGGCCUUUCUCGAAUUGAUCAGUAGUAUGUAUAUUGAAGGCCACUAAAAAGGUCGUUCUAAAUCAAAUCACUCAGAAGUUUGAUUCUUAAUAACUGUUUGAGAUAUCCGUCAAUACUUGAGCGUAUUCUUGGCAUUCAUCCGGUGUUUGCCCAGCGGCAGUCUGUUAGACAAGUCAGUUUUGAAUUUAUGACGAGAGAGUUGCUAUGGCAUGGAUUUGCGGUAAGUGUAUUUUUACUGUUUAUUUAAAGAUGGUACCUUCAGCCCUUUUGAUAGAAAAGGAGGUGGGUUAGGGUUGGGGUGGGGGUAUUAACUAGUGUUUUGAGGAGGCCGUAGGCAGCUUGGCCGAGUAGCUAGCCUGAAGGACUGGUAAUUCGGAGGCCCCCAAUGUCAAGUCCCGCCCUGACCGCGAGCUGGAUUUGUUCUCUGUAGUCCCGGGUUCAGGUCCUCGGAAACACUUGAAAAAUAGCCUACUGGUUCUCCUCCUACCGGUUGGAAUUCUUAACCCUAUUAUGUUCCAUUUGAUCAUCAUCCCUGAAAAGCCGCAUAAGAGAAAAGGAUUCUCGUUUUUAUCUUUUCAUCUUUUCUAGUAAAAUCCGUUACCAUUGUUAUUUAUUUACCUUUGAGCUGUACGUUCGCCUUUGCAACACGUAUUCAAUUGAAAAAAUGACCCAGUGCUUCUUUCUUUGCCAGGAAUUUGUGUUCUUUCUUCUUCCGCUUAUCAACGUUCCAAAACUCAAGAACAUGAUAGUAAGGCAGUUCUCACGCCCUGUCUCUCUUGAUAAGCAGCCGUCAAUCAAAGUCGCCUGCCACGAGUGUGGAAUCUGCAAUGAGCCACCCACUUCACCGCACCAGGGUCAGUGCGGGCAUGUUUUCUGCUACUACUGCAUAAAGGUAAAGUACAAUCUCCUUGUUCUUUGUUGUUUUGCUGUUGUUUCGCCGCCCCCCCCCCUCCCCGUGGGAGUACUCCCUUAUAUAAGCCAUAGAGGUCUGUGCCGCCCCCAAGGGUAGUGGUCUUGCGGCGCUUUGGUCUGAAAACGGGUAUAGACUUUUCCUAUUUUGGUCUGAAAUCGGGUAUGGUUUUCGAGGGAACUACGGCAAGUAUAUGAACGUAUUUACCAUUUCAGUUCCAAAUGACUAAGAAAGAAAGAAAAAUAUGCAAAUUCGAAAUGGAUUUUAAGAAAUCUUUUUUGUUACUGUUUUAUUCUAAGUAAUGGUGACAAUAUUUCUUAGAGGCCAGGUCUGAACAUGGGUGUGAAUGAGGACAUUUUUUGGGUCUGGAAUAGGGUCAGAAAUUGGACAACGGGGCAGCACACCCCAACCAAAAAUUCCCAGGAGUACCCCUCCGGUUUCGCAGUAUAUAAGGAUAUCCAAUACAGUCUUGGAUUCUGGAUUCCACCGCGCGUGGGUUCCGGAAGUCAGGUACUGGAUUCUGGAUUCUUUCUCUGUGGAAUUUGGAUUCCUGGUAUUCCGGAUACCACAAGCAAAACUUUCUUGGAUUCCGGAAUCCGGAUUACCUUAGAUGGGGCGAUUUCUUGCUUUCUCACCCAAUCCUCAUAACUGUUCCGAGAGCUUUCUUGCGGCCCGAAACUCUGCCAGUUUAUGAAGAAAAAACCCCUAGGCCAUGGUACGAGGAGGAUAUAUACCGUCUGAAUUAACUCCUCGAGAGGCACCUCCUGGGAAUUAGAAGAAAACGUUGUUUAUGGGGUAGCAUGCAAACAAUCUCUUCGCGGGCGUGAAAUAAUUGUGCGGCUGGCGCCGGUCAAGUUCUCUGGUCCAACUCGUUUUUCGCCGCACAAAUAGGUGGUUUUCAUGCAAUCUCGGGAGACACAAAUAACAAUGGUGAAAUGAACAAAGCAACCCUCUCACAACGCGCGCCACUCCCUCUCGCCCCUCCGCGUGUGAUGUAGAUAUUGAUGUAGAUGUAAGUAUAUUUAGUAACCUCUUAUUGUACAUGAGCAUUGUCUAAAAUCAGAGAAGGUGAUUUAAAAUUUCAUUUAGAAGCCUAAACUACUGGACAAAGUAUCCAGUCAACAAGGCUAUGACAAGACAAAGCCGACUUUUGAAAGAACAAUGUCCGUUGACCGGCUGUUAUUUCAAGCCCUGCUUCCAUGGCAGAUAAGUGCGCGCGCAAGGGAAUGUUGCAUUAUCAUUGCCUAGUCCCAUUCUCCUUCGCGGAGGUUCCCGCUGGGUUUGCCGAUGAAAAUAGCAGAGGCCUCUGAGCUGCGGAGCAAAAAAGCCUAGUCCAUGUCCUUGUACUGUGUCUUCUCAGGCCUUCAUGGCCAAUGCAUUUUCGGUGACGUAUCUGGAGCUCGGACCACAUGACCCGAAACGCAUUGGCCACGCGCAAUAAUGAGGUGUAGGGACCACAUUAGACAAGUAUUAUCACAAAAGUUAAAACACUGUGUGCGCUUACUGAUCACGGGGGUGGGGGUGGGGGAAGUGCUGAGGACAAAGGCAUCGCGUUGCCUCACAACGUUUAAGUGGAAAAAUGCUUGAGGUAAAAUCCCCUUUUGUUCUAAAAAUGAUAAAAACAAGUCGCAACAUCCUCUAAUACCAGAGAGGCUUCCACAUUUUUUUUGUUAAUUAAACCACAUUAUUUCAGGCCAACAGUUUAGCGGACUCCUCCUUCCCCUGUCCGUUAUGCGGAGUUGCGGUUGGUGACGAUAUCACCCCUGUUGAAUGCACAGUCGCUUUGGAAGUCACGUGAACAUUUCCGCAACAAUCAGACCGAUACGAAGAUUAGUAUCGAUUCGAUACCGACAACACGAUUCGAUACUUGGUAUACAGUGUGUAUCGUCUCCCGCCUUGGUACAGGCGAGCUGAUAGCUGGAAUAAUCCAGGAGAAAUUACGCGAAAGGGACGUGAACAGCGAGCCACGCACGCCGCUAUUGUCUUAACUCGCCGCAUGUGUCAACAAGGGCAAAAAGAAGGAGCUAGCACCGUCGCUUCUAGAAUCAGAUACUGGAUCAAUGAAAAAACCGACCUCUAAAGAACAGUAUAGGGAAGGCACUUCUUUGGCUUCCCAGCUGCCUUCCUCGACGUCAGUAUGAAUUUGCAUGUCACGAAUAACCGUAUUGUUAAUGUUUCCCAAGGAAAGACGGGCAUGAGUAGUUGUUUUAAGGAAAUUAAAUCAAAGAGAACAUCAAAUCUGCCUUCAACCACGUUUGAAUGGGUGCCCGCAAUGCACGGAGCGGAGCAUUUGCCCUUUAAGUUAUUGAAACAUCGUCCGUGAGGGGAAUGGGGUAUUUAGAGAAAAGAGACCGACAGAAUUUGCCUCAGAACUCCAAUGCCGCAGGCAGCGGGGCAUUUGCCCUUGCCGUUAUUGAAACAUCGACCAUGAGGGGAACAGGGUACUUACAGAAAAGAGACCGAUAGAUACUUUAUCAAAGAGAAAAAUCGAUCACUUGGCCUUGGGAAAAUUUUGGCU
Messenger RNA from Porites evermanni, 9766 nucleotides. NCBI's taxonomy places the organism in Eukaryota, Metazoa, Cnidaria, Anthozoa, Scleractinia, Poritidae. The record is from the annotation of a GenBank genome assembly.